Messenger RNA from Sinocyclocheilus grahami, 618 nucleotides. RefSeq names its product galectin-9-like. The transcript has 8 exons. The record is from RefSeq and is a predicted model, not a curated record. NCBI's taxonomy places the organism in Eukaryota, Metazoa, Chordata, Actinopteri, Cypriniformes, Cyprinidae. The coding region runs from base 1 to 618 and encodes 205 amino acids. Gene Ontology annotation, molecular function: carbohydrate binding.
AUGAGUGGUUCAGAAGGAAGGGCAGAUGACUACUUAUGUGUCGUAUUACUAUUUGCAUCAACACAGAGAAUCCCAUUCAGUGGCCAAAUCCAGGGAGGCCUGCAGGACGGGAAGAGCAUUAUCAUAAGUGGAAGAGUUUUGCCAGGGGCUAACAGAUUUCAUGUGAACCUUCAAUGUGGAUCUCAUUCCGGGGCUGAUAUUGCUCUGCACUUUAACCCACGCUAUGAGAGCCCUGGGUAUGUCGUGCACAACACCUCCCAGAGCAGGUGCUGGGGCUCAGAGGAACGCAAAUAUGAAGCUCCCUUCCCCCAAGGCCAAACAUUCACCCUCCAGAUCCUUGUCGAGCAGGACAAAUACAAGAUAUCUACUAAUGGGAGACACUUCAUGGACUAUAGACACCGUAUUCCAUUCACUCAGGUGGACACCAUCUCAGUGGAGGGAAUGGUGGAGUUGAACUCUAUUGCCUUCCAGAAUCCUGCGCCCUAUUUACCUCCACAACCGGCCUUUCCAGGUUAUAUAGCACCUCAAGCAGCAUAUCAGCCUCAGUAUGCUGUACCUCCAGGAUGUGGGUUCCCGGCAUACCCUUCUGCACCCAACUAUGUAAGAGCAGCUCUCUGA